Messenger RNA from Alternaria alternata, 2680 nucleotides. RefSeq lists its product as hypothetical. NCBI's taxonomy places the organism in Eukaryota, Fungi, Ascomycota, Dothideomycetes, Pleosporales, Pleosporaceae. The coding region runs from base 79 to 2289 and encodes 736 amino acids. The transcript has 5 exons. The record is from RefSeq and is a predicted model, not a curated record.
CCACAGACCAGCCCCAAUCUCCGCUCAUCUUCGUGUCGCAACCUAGUUGUGGAUCAUUCUUCGACACUUCGUGACAACAUGGCGCGUCGAUCAGCUCGUUUGCUCAAGCGUGAGACCACGCCCGACACCUCCAUGCGAUCCGAAGAUAGUUGGCAUACCGCCUCGUCGCCAAACCUAGGACUCCCGGAUCUUCCAGAGUUGCCAGAGCCCGGUAUGGAGCAGAAGAAGCCCUCGAAAGCCUCUGAAGGUACCAAGGCCGAGUCAAAGCUACCGCAUGCGACCGCUACACCCACAUCACACAAGAACAAAUCGACCAAGUUGCCCAUUGAUGCCGCCAAAAGCCAGACUCCCAAGGAUCGCACCCCGAUCAAGCCAGCAGGGCAGGAGAUGCAUCCCGCGCACCAUCAUGCGAGUACAGCUAAGAUUCUAGAUGAGGCGCGCUGGCUCGGGUUUCAAUCACUCGGUGCGCAUACCGCGCCGUCCAAAGCGGCUGGCUUAGCAGGCCAGGCGACGCCGUCGAAGACCCCAGUACCUGCUGCUUCGACGGCCCAGCUUGACUCGUCGCCCAACUUCCGCUUCCGCUUCAAAUCGCCCUUGUCCAAAGAUGAGGCUACACUGAGCCCAAGCUCGCGCAACAUCUUGAAAGACGCUGGGAUUACAGGCACUCCCGGCGGCGGGAGCCGUGCUCUGUUUGGCACGAGUGAAUGGUCUUCCAAGGCCGACGUAUCUCCCCAGCGCAAGAAGGCCGAAGCUAAAGGCAAGAUGGCUCGCUUCAGUGACGUGCACAUGAAGCAGUUCAAGAGCAUGGAUUCCAUCGCGAAUCACCCUUCAGCUUUCCGCGCCGACCCUACCCGAUUCAAGCCUGUCGUGGGCCAUCCUCUAAAGAAGUCGCCCUCGAAGCCAGACUUGGCAAACCCGGAGACGAACAAGCUCAAGCGUACACAAUCCAAGGUGGAUCUGGCAGAUUCAAGCGCGAGUUCUGCUAGUGGUCUCAAGCACACACAGUCGAAGAUGGAACUGGCAGCGUCUGGAAGCAAAAUUCCUUCAACUCCGUUGAAACGUACCCAGUCCAAGAUGGACAAUGUCGGAUCUAGUCUGCCACGCUCUCAUUCAACAGCCCGCAUGGCUCCUCCUACACGGGACGGACGACCAGCCCCCCGCGAUAACGAUGGUGACCACAACGCGGCGGCAAAGCGUAUCAAGCGUACCGAGUCAGACGAUGCUGCUACCACUCGUCCUGCGUCUCGGGAGAAGACGACUGACGUCCCAGCACGUGUAACUGCUACCUCGGCACGUAAGAAGACCUCUCAGACCGCGCUUCCUCGCCUAGCUGCGCGAUUGAUGACACCUACAAAGUCGUCUAUCGCGCGUUCGCAGAGUGUGAAGACUCUGAAGACUACGUCGAUGAUUCCAACCUUGGGAGGCUCACCUUCCACAAAUAACCUGGGAGUCUCACCAUCCAUUAACCGCAGCGUCAAGUUGCCUUCAACGGGUACUUCAUUCCCUCCCACUAGCAACAUUGGUCAUUUGCAGGCUAUGAGGGAUGGAGCACGUGACAGUAUGCUCAAGGCAAGCCAGAACCUUCAGCGUGUCCGGUCGAUCCUCCGCACGCCAAACCGCAAAUUCUCAGACGACCCUAGUAAAAUCGCGGCAGGCACUCACGUGUCACCUCCAGCUUCAGACUCCGAUAGCACUCUGCCUGUGAUUCCUGCUACAGCUCCUGUCAAGAAACAAGUCAACUUCAGCAGUAGUACUUUGGAGCGUGCAUCACACGACGAGCUGGGCAAAUCACCGUCACCGAUGAAGUUUAGAGCAGGCAGCGAAGUUCCUGCUGGUGCUGUAAUCUACCCUAACCUGGGCUCAGGUGCACAACACCUAGACCUUUCACAAGAGACUGAGACUCCUCUCAGCCCGUCACGACGUCUCACCUUCGGUGGCGAAACUCCCAACCACCCUCGUUCCUUCUCCUUCGAGUCUAGCAAGACUGUCAACUUUGGACCGACGUCUUCUGGUACGAUCCGCAUGGUCCGUGAGAGCAAUGUGUCCUCUGCUAUUGACGGUACAAAGCGCAAGCUGGAGACGCUCCAAGAGACGUCUGACAAAGAGAACGACGGCCCCCAUCAAGAUGAUACACGAUCCAACAAGAAGAUGAAGCGCACGCCUGCGCCUGUUGCGAAAACUCCUGCCAGCACGAGCAAGCUGCCUCGCCACACUCCAGCAGUACGUUCAGGUGCCAUCAGCAAGUCGAGGCUUGCUUUCCUUGCUACACCCAAGCGAAACAAAGCUUGAGCUUGUUUGCCUUGGGCCUUGAGCGUAGCUCUAUUGGGAUGUAUCGUCGUUGCAAGCUAUAGCUGGCGUACAUUGUCUUGUGAUACAGCGAACAUUGUUCUCAGUUCACGUAUUCUGUUUGCCAUUCGCUGGCGUAUCGGUUAUGAUGCCUGUGCAUCAUCUUACGACUCACGCCAUUUUGUUUCUGCCACAUCUUCUUUCCUUUCAUUCAAGUUUAUAAUUGCUUCGGAGCGUAAUGGUUGGUAAAGCGUGAACCUCAAAAUCUUCUCCUUUGUUUCUGGAUCUCAGGUGUCCAAUGGACAAUGAACAUUACGAAAACGGUCCUCAUGAUUAAGCUUAGCUUGUGUAUAAUACACUAAAUGAAUGGCAUACGACAGUCGAACACAGUGAC